Bacidia gigantensis is the source of this 855-nucleotide messenger RNA. RefSeq lists its product as uncharacterized. Lineage: Eukaryota; Fungi; Ascomycota; Lecanoromycetes; Lecanorales; Ramalinaceae. The record is from RefSeq and is a predicted model, not a curated record. Bases 1 to 855 code for a protein of 284 amino acids. The transcript is spliced from 2 exons. Gene Ontology annotation, molecular function: protein binding.
AUGUCGUCCUCCAUUGCGGAUAUUCAGAGCAAGAAAGAAGCUGAAAUCCAACCCAAAUACGCAUCACCCACCGACUCGCAAAAUGAAGUCACUCUGCGGAAGCAAAGCGAAGCUGACGCGGCAAAGACGCUUCAGCGUACUUAUCGCGGGUACAGAGCACGCAGGCAACUACAAGGGCUGAGUUUAGAUCCUGCGAGCAGAUGGAUAGAAGUAUUCUACCCUGCUGUCAAAGAAGCCCAAUAUCGCGCCCUCACCACCCCCCAAUCCCGCGGCACCGACACCAACACUAUCUCCUCCACGACCGACCCAUCCUCCCCACCCUUCCCACAACCAGGCCUCCAACACCGCACUUCGACCGCAAAAUCCAACUGGGCCUUCGCCGGCAAAAUCGCCCGGCGCGCCAACAAAGCCGAAGAUUCAUCUCCCUCGGGCUCUUCCUCCUCCGAUAGCGAUGUCGGCGCUCACGACGUCUCCAAUACCCCCACCUCCGCUCGCCCACCAACCGACGCCCAGAAGCGCGCCCGCAAGCAGAAGAAAUUAGCCGAGAAGCAGGAUCGUGUGAAGAGCGCUAAGACGAUGGACUUAUCAUACUUUCUGGAGAUGGUGGAUCAGAAACAUCGCUAUGGCUCUAAUCUGAGGAAGUAUCACGCGUACUGGAAAGCGCAGGAGGGGGUGUACGAGAAUUUCUUCUUCUGGCUCGAUCAUGGCGCUGGGAAGGAUGUGGUGGUGGAGGCGUGCUCGAGGGAACGGCUGGAAGAGAUGAGGGUGCGGUAUUUAGGAAAGGAGGAACGGCGGUUGUAUGAGGUUGUUGUUGGGGAAGGGGGAAGCUUGUUUGGCGGAAGGAUCAUGGGAUGA